This is a messenger RNA of Camelina sativa (false flax), 2582 nucleotides long. NCBI's taxonomy places the organism in Eukaryota, Viridiplantae, Streptophyta, Magnoliopsida, Brassicales, Brassicaceae. The record is from RefSeq and is a predicted model, not a curated record.
AUGGAGGGGAUAUGCUUCAGCAAAAACAUGAACAAAAAAGGAGUACCUCCUCCUCCACCUCCCCCACCUCUUGGAUUUGGACGGUAUCGAAACAGAAACGGCAAAAAUAUGGACAAAGAAGAAGUAGCUCCACCUCCUCCAACUCCUCCACCUCUUCCAUCUUUUGGAUAUGAACGUUAUCAUAACCGAAACGGCAAAAAGAUGGAUAACGAAGAUGUAGCUCCACCUCGACGAGCUAACGGCAAACAGAUGGAUAACGAAGAUGUAGCUCCACCUCGACGAGCUAACGGCAAAAAGAUGGACAAAGAAGAAGUAUCUCCACCUCGACGAGCUCAUAACCGAAACGGCAAAAAGAUGAAAAAAGAAAAAAGGAGAAACCGCAAAAAGAUGGACAGAGAAGAAGUAACUACACCUCCUAUCUCCCCUUCAUUACUGAGACAAAUCUCAGAGCCACCCGCUCUUCCUAAAGAAAACCCAAGAUGUCCUGUUUCUCAUUCAACUCACCCUCACACACUCUGUCCUAGAUUAGAUGGGAACACUAACUCUAGUUGUUUUUCAUGCGGUGAAUAUGAAUCUCCCUUGAUCGAAGACCAGAACUACCAUUUCUUCUGCCAAACCUGCGAUGUGGUGUUCCACAGAGUUUGUCAUAUGUUCCCAAAGACGUUAACACAUCCUUAUCACCUCCAACACCCUCUUACUUUCACCUACCGAAACUACGAAACCGGGUGCGUAUCAGACAGUAAUAUAGAUGAGUCUUUCUACGCUACAGUUGUAUCUGCUGGCUCCAACAUCUCUGAUCCUAAGAUGUUGGGAUCUGUCGAAUCUGAUCAAUGCUCAUGGUGUGGCAAAAAAAUCCAAGGCAACUGGUUCUAUCGUUGCUCUAUGUGCAACUUUUGUUUGGAUCUCCAUUGCUCCCAAAAUGUUCCACUUCUUGUUGUCACAAACCCGAAGAAUCAUCAUCAUCAACUCGUCUUCUACAAGCGACCACUCUUGACUCCAUGUGAUGAUUGUGGGUUGGUCAAUGUGUUGGAUCCAAGCUAUGCUUGUUAUGAAUGUGAUUACAUGGUCCAUCAAAGUUGCAUCAACUUACCACGAGUUAUAAAGAUCACGCGUCACCAGCAUCGCCUUUUUUACACUCCUUUCCUCCAAUCCAAGAUUUCACCAUGUCAGAUAUGCUACCAGACAGUUGACACCAAGUACGGCCAAUAUUUUUGCAACCGCGAGGAUUGCUCUUACGUAGUUCAUUCAAAAUGUGCAACACAUGAGAACGUAUGGGACGGGAAAGAGCUCGAACGGGCACCUGAAGUACCAGACGAGAUUGAAGAUAUCCUCCCAUAUAAGAAGAUUUGUGGUGAUGACUUAAUAAGACACUUCUCUCAUGACCAUCUUCUAAAGCUCAAGAAGUAUGAUGGUGUUAGAGAUGCAGAGAAGCAAUGUCAAGCAUGCAUCCUUCCUAUAGACUGUCGUGAUUUCUACAAUUGCACGCACUGUGAUUUUUUUCUUCACAAGGUAUGUGCUCGCCUUCUUAGAAAACUGAGUCAUGCGUUACACAAACACCCUCUCAUUCUAGACGCCUCUCCUAGAAUACACUAUGAUUUCAUCAAUUGCUCAGCUUGUUCUAGAAAGUUCACUGGUUUCAGGUACAUAUGUACCAAAGCUAAUUGUGUGUCCAAGCAAGUUCAGAUAGAUGUUCGAUGUAUUUCAUCAGUUCCUGAUUAUUUCACGCAUGAAAGUCAUGAACAUCCUCUGUUUAUCUCAACGUCUUCCAAAGGUGAAAACAAGACUGGUUGCGUGGGUUGCAAGAAGAUAGGUAUGCGGUCUUACCUACAGUGUACUAAAUGCAAAUUUGCUAUGUGUUAUCAAUGCGCUACAAUUCCAACUCUAGUAAGCUACAAAUACGACAAGCAUCCUCUGUCUCUUUGCUAUGGAGAAGAAGCAGGUGGUAAGUAUUGGUGCGAAGUAUGUGAGAAAGAGGUUGAUCCAAGGGAAAGGUUCUACAAAUGCAACGAAUGUUGUAUCACUAUCCACCUUCAUUGCAUAUUCACAUCUUCUGCUUAUAUGAAGCCUGGUUUCAGAUUCAAGUAUUACUCGUCCAAAGUGGAAGUUCGUCGCAACAGUAACAUCACUAGACCGUAUUGCGUUGAAUGUGGUCAUCGUUGUCCAGGUUAUAUCUACUACAAAAAUGAUAACUCUGUAACCGUUACUUGUUCUUUGAACUGUUUAGAGAAAAAGCUGACACGACGGCAAUCACAAACAUUAAGACAGACUUGAGAUGAAGUAUCAUCUCAAAUGUAUUUCUUUUGGGGGAGAUGAACCAAGAUGGCUUCAACAAAACAGUCUCCUCUCUCUCUCUCUCUCUCUGUCCCAAAUAUGUAAGGAUCAAAGUAUCAAACCAGUGUCCUUGAUGGACCUUAGUUUACAAGCAAAGCUCCAUUUUGUUAGGUUCAGGGUUUUCAUUAAAAUAAAGAUCCAGCUCAGGAUGAGUCAAAGAAACUAUGUAUCAGCUAAUAAUAGAGUAUUCAGAGUACCACUACAAGUCUGAUAGAGAAACUUUAUAUGAUUAAAGAGAAGAAACCAAAAAA